Molecule: messenger RNA, 1403 nt
Organism: Vigna unguiculata (cowpea)
Lineage: Eukaryota; Viridiplantae; Streptophyta; Magnoliopsida; Fabales; Fabaceae
Product: succinate--CoA ligase [ADP-forming] subunit alpha, mitochondrial
Biological process (GO): tricarboxylic acid cycle
Cellular component (GO): mitochondrion; succinate-CoA ligase complex (ADP-forming)
Molecular function (GO): succinate-CoA ligase (GDP-forming) activity; succinate-CoA ligase (ADP-forming) activity
Source: RefSeq, a predicted model, not a curated record
AUUUGGGGGCAUUUGGGUUUUGAUCUGUGAAACAGCAGCAAUAGUAGUAAAGGAAUUCACAUUCUCCACUCAGAAAGAAAACAGAGACAAAAAUGGGAAGACAAGCCGUCACCAGAUUGCUGUCCUCCAUCGCCUCGCGCCGCCAUGGCCUCCGCCAAUUCUCGGCGGCCACGCCGGCUGUGUUCGUCGACAAGAGCACACGCGUGAUCUGCCAAGGCAUCACUGGCAAAAACGGCACCUUUCACACCGAACAAGCCAUCGAAUACGGCACCAACAUGGUUGGUGGUGUGACUCCUAAGAAGGGUGGAACCGAACACUUGGGCCUUCCCGUCUUCAACACCGUCGCUGAAGCCAAGGCGGAAACCAAGGCCAACGCCUCCGUCAUCUACGUUCCUCCGCCGUUCGCUGCCGCCGCCAUCAUGGAAGCCAUGGAGGCUGAGCUGGAUCUUGUCGUCUGCAUCACCGAGGGCAUUCCUCAGCACGAUAUGGUGCGGGUUAAGGCAGCACUUAACCGGCAGUCCAAGACUCGUCUGAUAGGACCAAACUGCCCUGGUAUUAUCAAGCCUGGGGAAUGUAAAAUUGGAAUCAUGCCAGGAUAUAUUCAUAAGCCUGGUCGCAUAGGAAUUGUCUCUCGUUCUGGUACCUUGACAUAUGAAGCAGUUUUCCAAACAACUGCUGUUGGCCUUGGACAAUCCACGUGUGUGGGUAUUGGAGGAGAUCCCUUUAAUGGAACAAACUUUGUUGACUGCCUUAGGAAGUUCCUAGUUGAUCCUCAAACAGAAGGUAUAAUUCUUAUAGGAGAGAUAGGAGGAACUGCAGAAGAGGAUGCUGCUGCACUAAUUAAGGAAAGCGGCACUGAGAAGCCUAUUGUUGCAUUUAUUGCUGGUUUGACUGCCCCUCCUGGCCGUCGAAUGGGUCAUGCUGGAGCUAUUGUGUCGGGCGGCAAGGGAACUGCACAAGACAAAAUCAGAACCCUCAGGGAAGCUGGGGUGACAGUCGUGGAGUCCCCUGCCAAAAUUGGAGCUGCCAUGCUAGACGUUUUCAAGCAGAGGGGCUUGGUGCAAUAGUUUGGGUUGAUUUAUUUUCAUCAAAUCAUUUUGGGGCCCAUUAUUUUAUAACAUGUUCAAAAUUUCUUGAUUCCCAUUGGUAAUGAUGGGUUAUUUUUCUCUUUUUUAGUUUUGAGAGUUACGAAGAGGUGCACCAAAAUAAAAUUCAAGAUGCUUUAUAUUUGCGGAAGUUUGAAACGUCCUCUUUGAAUUCCGAUUUUUGUUGCCUUGAUUUGUAAGCGCGUACCCUCUGCCAAUGAAUUUCCGGCAACUAAAUUGACGUCAAUAUUAAAUGCCGAGUCUAUAACGUGGGGGCCAGUUAUGUCCUAUGAUAAAAUUGUGUGAAUUUCUGUGGUA